Messenger RNA from Myodes glareolus (Bank vole), 2289 nucleotides. NCBI's taxonomy places the organism in Eukaryota, Metazoa, Chordata, Mammalia, Rodentia, Cricetidae. The record is from RefSeq and is a predicted model, not a curated record.
GUGUGCCUUGUCCAGUGGGUGAUCCCUUGCUUAGUUUGUGCAAGACCCUGGAUCCCAAUUCUGUGGCCCUGCAACAGUGAAGCCAGAGUUAAAGGAGUGCCCACCCGCCACAUCCGACCAUGUCCUACGUUUUUGUCAACGAUUCCUCACAGACUAACGUGCCCUUGCUUCAAGCCUGCAUCGAUGGGGACUUCACCUAUUCCAAGCGGCUUUUGGAAAGUGGCUUUGACCCCAAUAUCCGAGACAGCAGGGGCAGAACAGGCCUGCACCUGGCCGCCGCCCGAGGAAACGUGGACAUCUGCCAGCUGCUACAUAAGUUUGGUGCUGACCCCCUGGCCACCGAUUAUCAGGGCAACACUGCCCUCCACCUGUGUGGCCACGUGGACACCAUCCAGUUCUUAGUCUCCAACGGACUCAAAAUUGAUAUUUGCAACCACCAAGGUGCUACCCCUUUAGUUCUGGCCAAGCGCCGGGGCGUGAAUAAAGAUGUCAUCCGGUUGCUGGAGUCUUUGGAAGAACAGGAGGUAAAAGGAUUUAACCGAGGCGCACACUCGAAGCUGGAGACCAUGCAGACCGCAGAGAGCGAGAGUGCCAUGGAAAGCCAUUCUCUGCUCAACCCCAACCUGCAGCAGGGCGAAGGGGUCCUGUCCAGCUUCCGGACCACGUGGCAGGAGUUCGUGGAGGACCUGGGCUUCUGGAGGGUCCUGCUCUUGAUCCUGGUCAUUGCUUUGCUGUCCCUGGGCAUCGCCUACUAUGUGAGCGGGGUACUGCCCUUCGUGGACAACCAGCCUGAGCUGGUGCACUGAGGGUCCAGAGAUGAGGCAAGGCCCAUCAGCGUUGGUCUUCGGUUCUUAGAGUAUUCGCAGCGCGGUGCAGCGAGGGCUGGUUUUCGUUUUUGGAUUUUUGCUUACCGUGACUCUUUCGGGAGAAUGAAGUGUUCCUUUGAACUCGUCCUGUGGUGGGUUAUACUGCAUCCUAGUGCUACCUCGGAAUGCUGUGACUUGUUUUUAAAGAAUAUCUGCCAGAGGCUUGUGUGAUCAAAUGUCUUGCAAGGCCGAGGCUGGGGAGGCCUCACAGCAGGGACCCCACCCUGAGAGAGGAGCAGUGACCCCCGGAAAGCAGAUUGGUUUUUUCCUUUGAUUCCGUUUUGUCCAUGGAUUUGUGUCAGAGCCCUGUUCUGGUUUUGCUCACUUUCCUGGGAAGAGGGGAAAGUGAAACUUUCUACUUAAUUUUGAUUUUUUUUCUCACAACCUAAAUGGCAAAUUAGAGCUGUCGGAAUCUUUGAAUUUUAAAGAUUGCUUUCAAGCUACUCACAUGGCAGACAGGUCUUAAAAAUUAACAGUCUUUUCUUUAACGUGGAUGAUUUGAUCUAACGUUUGGUUGCUGUGGGAUGAUUUUGAUUCAUUCCAAACUGAUUGCAGCAUCUGUAAAAAUCAGCCUGUAGAGUUCACUACUCAGUCCCCAGACUCCUCCCACUUUAUUUUUGAGAUGUCCUGCUCAGAAAACAUCAGGAAACCCCAGUGAGUGGCCAAUAGAGAAAGAAUCCUGUCCUCCACGGUCACCUGCCAGCUCGCUGUGUGUCACGGUCAUCACAACUAGGUCAGUGAGUGUCCAACAGCGGAGGUGAGGAGUCCGUCUGCCUCAAGAGCCCCGAACGAUGUCAUGCUGGAGUCAUGGUUCCCGUCUGCUGUGUGUAGGUGCACGAUGUGAUAGAGAUUUGGACCCCACUGUAGCCUCUUAGAGUGUGUUUGGAAGCCCUUUGCCUGAAGUUCUGUAAUAUACAGGUCAUGUUUUAUGUUAUUAUGGAAACCUAAUAAUUUUUCAUUAAGUAAAAUCUGAAACCCACAGUAAAGACUCAGUGGUUUUGCUUUCAGUAGCAAAGACGCCACCAGCCUCUGGCUUGCCAGUGUUUUCUCCUCUGCUUUUAGAUACCAGGUAUCAAUACUUUCUCUCACAUGGCUGUGUCCUAGCUGAAGGAACUGCUUCCCAGCUCCUGACGUCAGAAUCAGCCUGCAGAGGCUUACUCCGACUUAAUCCUGUUUGGUGGAAUGCAAGGAGGGAGAGUAGGUGUCUGUCUGGAGACCAGUAGAAGUCAAGUUCAGAGUGUGUCCAGGACAAAGCGCUUUAGAAGUAGCUUCCCGUAGAUCUGGAUGUCUGUACCAUGUAACGCACUGCAUCUGAGGUCCCUGCUUCCCGCCCCGUGCUGGUUUCUUUGCAUUGUGUGCUCUGCAUUAUUUGUUCAGUAAUAAAUAAUAAAUUUAUUGGCACCAAUAAACACAGUUAUAAGUC